GCAUGGUGGCCUUUGCUGUAGCGCGCCCUCCGAAAAGUUGUGGACUGAAUCACCCAAUAAUAUAGAAAAACGAAACUACAUUAGCAGACUGUUUUGCAAUUUGAUCGGUGUCGCAGUUUCCGAGCACGUGGGUCGUCAUUUAGGCGCGAGAAAACGUGUGUCUCGCGAGUGAAAAUGCGUAGAUUGAAGUGCAGUAGUUUGACGCUAGAAGCUGUGACUAGUUUUUCGAUAAGAUCGACUCUACUGUGAUCAUUCAUAUUAGUUACUUACCUAAGAUUGUGUCCAAAGUUGCAGUGAUUCGAGUAAUUGAAACUCAGUAUAAGCGACGAUUGUGUUUAUAUCUUCAAUUAAACGUUUGAAUAGUAAAUACAGUUACACAUACCUAGAAAAGAUUGCUACACUUGGAUGUCUCGAAUCCCGAGCGGUUAUCAGUGAGUGUUUGAAUAAACUAGUUUAUUGUAGGAUCACAGCGUAGAAUGAAAACUAAAUCGGGAAGGCGUGCAUAAAUUGAACUCGAAAAAAAAUAAAGGAAAAAAUCUAAUUAAAAUAAACACAAAUCUUGUGAAUGCGCGUACCGUUUGCUCUGUGAUUCCGGUGCCGGUGGUAAAUUUGUGGGAUGGAAGCACUGAAACCAAACGAAGUUGGUCCACAAACUUCCACCGGCAGACCGGCCCCGUUGUCAUCGUCCAUGAUAUCGGAGCUGCAUUGCUGUAGUGUUGAGGAAUUUCUACGGAAUGAGUCGAAUAGUGAAAACGUCAUACGGUUUGGAGUAACCGCAACUGGCAGCCGGCCGCAAUCUGAUCCGCUGCUUUAUCACCAUGUCACUACCGGUACAGGCUCCGGUUCCGGUAGUGGGACGUCUACACCUAGAAGCGAUUGUUCCCUGACAGACCAGCUCAUCAUGAAGAAUCCCGACUGCGAGAUGAAGCUGACUGCCAAAACAAACGGAUUCGACGUGAUGGUCGAAUCGCCGAACAAUCGCAUCCGCGUGGCACUGAGCGUCCUGAUUCGGUUGCUUCUGCCGCUGACGCACGGACUAGCGCGGGGAUGGAACGGAUUGCGGGGUUUUCGUAUGCUGCAGCUCUUGCGGAAGAUUCGCGAAAGCCGCGGCCUUCUGACGACGCUGUUUGCCUUUGCCGCCAACACCGUUUCGAUGAGCCUGUCCUCGGUCCAAGUGGCCCAUCGGAUAGACCCUUUAUUGCGCGUUAUCAAGCUACGUAAGAACACAUCCGUUGCAGGACGGAAUGCGCUGGAAGCAGAUGGUAAGCAAUCACUAGCGACUGGACGCGGUCGACGGCAUACAGAUGCAGCCUCUCAGGAAGUUCCGGACAAGUGCGUCGAGUUGGUUGUGCUGGCAGAACCUCCCACUGGUCAACCGAUUCGGGCAGACGUGGUAUUGAUCCACGGGUUGCACGGUUCUUUGGUGAAUACCUGGAAGCAAGGAUUGUGGAACAGCGAGGGUAAACUGGAACAUUUUGAGCGACCUCCGAAACCUCCGAUAAGACCUCCGAAGCGGCAAAGGCAUUCCCGAGCGAAUCUGUUUGCUCCACCGCACGUAUCGAAGAAGCCAAAGUUUGAGGAAGAAUGGAGUGACGACGACAGCCGAUGUAAUGAUGGAAUCGAGACUACAUCGUAUAGUUUUGCAAAACGUCGUUUCACCUAUGAGUGUGGUGAACCGAAUAAAGUUCAUUUUGCCGACGAGAUGGAAUACAGUUUCCCGACAUUUAGGCUAAGGAUAGAAGAAGAGCAAAGCAAUAGGAUUUCUCAAGGUUUCACGGAGAAACGAUACCAUGGUAAAAGAAAAUCACGAGUGAAAAAGGACGAAUCGUGGUCACCCUGCUGGCCAGGUGACUGGUUGCCAUUGGAUUGUCCUGGAGUUCGUGUUAUCGCUCUAAACUAUACGACCGAUCCGUACCUGUGGAGACCAGUGUGGAUCACCAAAAGGCAUCGGUCCAACUUGGUGGAUCGUUCCCGGGAGAUGGCUGAUAUGCUCAUAGCCAAGGGCGUCGGUAAAGGUCAUCCGAUCGUCUGGGUCGGCCAUUCGAAAGGAGGUAUUUUUAUCAAACAGAUAAUUGUGGAUUCGUGGGAAAGUGGCAGACCAGCAGCUGAGCCUCUGUGGCGUUCGUCACGUGCCACCUUUUUCUACUCCGUGCCACACAGAGGAUCUCCGCUGGCGGACUUCAACCUACCUCUUCUACGACAAUCGAUCGAGCUCACCGAGAUUCAGAAAAAUUGUGCCAGCAUUUUGGAGCUUCACCGUCGCUUUGUUGCCCUGUAUCGGGGAGGUCAUCUCAAAAUCGAUGUAUUUAGCUUCGUUGAAACGGCCUUAACAUUGAUGUCCGUUCUGUACUUGCGCAUCGUCGGUAUCGAUUCAGCCGAUCCUGGAAUUGGCGAUGUGUGUGGCGUACGCCUUGACCAUCGAGAAAUUUGUAAGCCCCGCAGUCGCAACUGCAUUCUCUACACCGAGUUGGUCAAGAUGAUCAACAAGGUUAGCUGAACAAUCAACGGACGAUAUCACCACCAACGCAACAGAACAUCGCAGUAGGCCGAAAGAGUUACCACCGCAACCCAAGAAAAAAGAACGGAUUUAUUUGUUUUAAAAUAGUUUUCCUUAAUUGUUGGAUUAUAUUUCGUUUGACUAUAGAUAUAUUUUGAUAAAAUGAAACUUACAAUGUAUGAGUAGAAUUCAUCAUUCUUAAAUUUCAGAGAGUUGAAAAUCGAUAGCUAUUUUCUUUGUAUGAGGCACCAAGUACUCAAAAGUUAUCUAAAAUGAAAUUAGGUUAGGCUUGAAAUGUCGAUCAUUUGAUGAAAUUAGUCAUAUGUAAUAUGAAAACAGAUAUUAGUAGGAUUUCGAGAUAAGCUUUAAGUAAUAAUUACAUAUUAAAAGUUUAUUAAACCAUUUAUCAACUCAAUACCGCUUCAGAAGUAAUUUGUUGUGUUGAAUAUUCUGUAUAUUUUAGAUUUUCAUUUUUAAUAGCUAUACCAGAUGUUUGUAAUUAUAACUUGGAAGUACCACCGACCACCGAGUAGGAAUAUGGGAAUUGAGAGCCAAAUAGCAUACGUAUGUCGAUAAGUGAAAGCUGUCUUUCUACUUAAUCCCGAAAGUGAGUUUUGCAAAGAAAAGUCGAACCAAAAUUUUCAAAAUCGAUUUCAACCGGUAAAUAGUAAUUUGACAUACAAAUCGCAAAGCAAAUAGUCAUUAGUUGUAGAGAGCAGAAUAAUUCAAAACCAUCUAAACAAUGUGAUAAAUAGAUAUUAGCGUUUGGAGUGCAAAGUGAAGCUGUUGGAAAUACACUAUUUUAAAGUA
Malaya genurostris is the source of this 3307-nucleotide messenger RNA. RefSeq lists its product as uncharacterized. The transcript is spliced from 7 exons. The record is from RefSeq and is a predicted model, not a curated record. NCBI's taxonomy places the organism in Eukaryota, Metazoa, Arthropoda, Insecta, Diptera, Culicidae. Bases 617 to 2497 code for a protein of 626 amino acids.